Molecule: messenger RNA, 5229 nt
Organism: Oncorhynchus nerka (sockeye salmon)
Lineage: Eukaryota; Metazoa; Chordata; Actinopteri; Salmoniformes; Salmonidae
Product: mesoderm induction early response protein 3-like
Biological process (GO): negative regulation of transcription by RNA polymerase II
Cellular component (GO): nucleoplasm
Molecular function (GO): histone deacetylase binding; transcription corepressor activity
Source: RefSeq, a predicted model, not a curated record
UCAGAGAGUCGAUCCGGGUACUCGGCUGGAAGGCUGGAAAGAGCCUAUAGGUACCAAUAUGGCGGAGGCUUCCUUCGGGAGUUCGAGCCCAGUUGGCUCUUUAUCGUCUGAAGAUCAUGACUUUGAUCCGACAGCAGAGAUGCUAGUCCACGAAUAUGACGACGAGAGGACUUUGGAGGAGGAAGAGUCAUUGGAGGGCGAGAGAAACUUUAACUCAGAGAUAGCCGAUCUGGAGAAGGAGGGGAACAUGCCGUUGGAGGAACUGCUGGCCAUCUACCGCUAUGAGGCGUCUGUCAGUACGGCUGCGGGCUCCAGCAUGGACAGCUUUUCUGGGGAGCUGACGGAUGAGCUGCCAGAUAUGACUUUGGACAAGGAGGAGAUAGCUAAAGACCUGCUAUCAGGGGACUAUGAGGAGGAGACCCAGUCAUCCGCUGAUGACCUCACCCCUUCAGUCACCUCCCAUGAGGCCACCGACUUCUUCCCCAGAACACUCAGAUCUAAUACUAUCUACGACGGUGAUAAGGAGUCCGAGUGUGAGGAGGACGGCCCAAGCCUAGAGGACUCCAGAAAGGAAAUAAUGGUGGGGUCGCAGCACCAAGCAGAGGUCCCCACCCACCUCUGUCACUAUGGCGACGAUAAGGUUUACGAAGAUGAUGACCAGUUGCUAUGGAGCCCGGACGUGUUGUCAGAAAGCAAGGUCAGGGACUUCCUGUGUGAGGCGUCGUCACGGGCGACCGAUGAGAGGACAGGAAGUGACAUGGCAGGGGCUCAUGUGAGCGACAAUGAGCAGGCUCUGUAUGAGCUUGUGAAAUGUAACUACAAUACCCCUGAAGCACUGGAGAGGUAUUGCAGUAACGUGAAUUCAUCACAGGAGGAAUCCCCACCGUGGUCUGAAGAUGAAUGCAGAAACUUUGAACAUGCACUACAGCUAUACGAUAAGAACUUUCACCUCAUACAGAAGCAUAAGGUUAAGACACGGACGGUAGCUGAAUGUGUGGCCUUUUACUACAUGUGGAAGAAGUCGGAGCGCUUUGAUUUCUUUGUCCAGCAGAAUCGCUUUGGCAAGAAGAAGUAUAGCAGCUAUCCUGGUGUAACGGACCUGAUGGACCGGCUGGUGGACGAGGCGGAGGGCCUGGCAGUAGACAGCUCCUCCUCUGUGUGCUCAGGCGGAGGAGGAGGGGUGAGGAUGGAGCCCACCACAGAGCAGCAGCUCAGCCUGCUCAACUCCAUCACUGCCAGCGACCUCACAGCCCUGAGUAACAGCGUGGCCACAGUGUGCAGCCCAGCGGAGGUGAGCUGCCUGGACUCGUACGGUUUCCCCCCUCUGGAGAGCCUUCACCGGGGGUCCCUGGCACAGGAAGAGCCCCUGGGCUUCCCCUCCAACGGAGGAGAUCCCGACUGUCUCAACAUGCUGGACGCUGGCUUCUACCACUCAGACCUGGGCCAGCGGGGAGGGGUGUACGGGGGCAAGGACUGCGAGCGGCCUUCUAAGAGGCUCAAGUUGGCGCUGCCCGACUCUUUCAUCAACGACGUUUCUGUGGGUAACCUCGGAGUGGAUUUUGAGGGGCGGCGGAACACGGCACACCACCGCAUCACCGGCGCCAAGAUGGCGGUGUCCGUCACGGACUUUGGGGGCUUGGCGGCAGUGGGGAGCCCAAUGGGUUUAUGGGAGCACAUGCACGACGUCACAGCACAGCGCUCCAGUCAGAGUGACCACCCCCGCCCCCAGAAUCCCUCUUUUAAAUCCACCAUCCCAUGUGUACAUAAGACUCACUCACUGGAGAUUUUUGUUUAAUAAUUAUAUAUACACAUCUAUUUCGUUUUGGAUUUUAUUUGUGAAAUAUGACAUCAGUGAUGUCUUUAUCGUAUAGAACAAAAAAUCUUGAUUUCUCAAGAGUUUAUAUAGCCAUUUAUUUUCCGCGGCCCUGAGAUGUCAGUGUCCAUGUGGGGCCCAGCCUGUCCCGGAGGCUGCGGAUAGACAGUUGUGUUUUGUUCCUCAUCACCCACAUCUACAGACGACUUCUUCAAAGCUACGUAAUCCUGCCACUCAUAUACAGUUGCCAAACCAGCUUUGUUCUGGUUUACUAAGUUUGUUCAUUAUUAAAGUGGUAUUUUUGAUUAACAAUCAGUGUUUACAGGUACUUGCAGAAACCAAGCUUGGUCAAAUGUGUUUUGUCCGAGAGGAGCCUGGGUUUUGUACUUAAUGCAACAACACUCGUUGGUGUUGAGGCGGUGUAGAUUUUAACUAGGAGCAUAUCAGUUGCUAGGAUGUUUUUCUCUCCCUCUCGCCUUUGUUUUUGUUCCUGUGGAAGCUUCUUUUGUACUCGGCUUGCUUUUUUCAGACUUUUAACAGUCUGAAGUGGCCAAACCAGAGGAGAAUGUUCUAGACUUUUAACAAAAUAUUAUAUGAUGAUUUUCCUCAGUGUUCAGCUGUGACAGAGCUUGCCAAAACAUUUUAAACCUUUUUUAAAUCCGCCAAUUUUAUUAGCGGAGUCAAGUGAUCAAUGUAAAGGCUGGGUCUGACACCCAACUAAUCUGGGCAGUUUUAUCUGUUCAUCAUAUUAUCUGAAACAUGCCCUUAUAAAUCUGUCUCUUAUUGCCCCAGAAAUUAGCCAAUAUCAUGACAAUAUUUUACAUUAUGACAGAACAGUUUUUGGAUUGGCAUUAUAGCGUUGCACUGAGAUGUCAUGUGUUCAGCUCCAGUAAUGUAUAUAGUUUCUGCCCUACUCUUAGCACAACAUGUAUUUCUUCAUAAAUAUAUUUGGCCCCAGUUGAGUGCUAAUUGUGCUGUUUGCAUGUUCAUCAUGGAGCUUGAUCAAUCUGCAAAAGUUAUGGUUUAUUUUUUUUCCCUCUACUGUAUUGUUCAUUAUUGAAACUACUUAAAAGGCCUGCAUAAGCUUGUUAGCAGUAUUAUUUCAUUAUUUAAAGCCACUUUUUUUCCUUUUCUGCAACUUCCACUGUACUGACUGGAGGAUGCCUUGUAUUAACCAGUCCAUAAUUUAAUGUCCAGUUGCAGUCUAACAGAGAUUCAACUUCUAUUUCUCUAGACUGAACUAAUUGUGAAUUGUUGAGUGUUGGGGGGGGGUCAUCAUUGUCUUUUUAAUGUAUGCAGUAGUGAUUGCUUAAUUUACCUAUGCAUUGUGAAUUUGAUAAUUUGUUGGUUUCAGGGGUGUAUAUAUACUGAACAAAAAUAUAAACGCAAUUUCAAUUUUUACAGAGUUACAGUUUACAGAAGGAAAUCAGUCAAUUGAAAUAAACAAAUUAGGCCCUAAUCUAUGUAUUUCACAUGACUGGGCAGGGGCUCACCCGCUGGGUGCCAGGCCAAUCAGAAUGAGUUUUUCCUCACAAAAGGUCUUCAUUACAGACAGAAAUACUCUUCCCCCCCCCAGACUAUCCCACAGGUCUGGCAACCGCUCUGGUGGACAUUCCUGCAGUCAGCAUGCCAAUUGCACGCUCCCUCAACUUGAGACAUCUGUGGUGUUAUGUGUCAAAACUGCACAUUUUAGAGGGGCCAUUUAUGUCCCCAGUACAAGGUGCACCUGUGUAUUGACCGUGCUGUUUAAUCAGCUUCUUGAUAUGCCACACUUGUCAGGUGGAUGGAUUAUCUUGGCAAAGGAGAAAUGCUCACUAACAGGGAUGUAAACAAAUUUGUGCACAACAUUUAGAGAAAUAAGCUUUUUGUGCAUAUGGAACAUUUCUGGGAUCUUUUAUUUCAGCUUAUGAAACAUGGGACCAACACUUUACAUGUUGCAUUUAUAGUUUUGUUCAGUAUAAUUCUGAAUGUCACCCACAAAAGUCCAUAGAUUUCUUACAUAAGCAUUUACCAUACAAUAAUUCACUAUCCUGAGUAUGUACAGAUGGGUUUUUUGCAUUGGUUUUACCUAGCUAGGCGUUAUCUAGUCAUUCUGUUUCUAUGGCAGACAUUGGAGUCAGCUUGUUUGUUCACCUUGCAUUAUUUCCCCAAAUGUGGACAGUUUCGUGUAAAUAAUUAACUAAUAGCCUUAAAUGUCUUCAUUGACCUCUUUAAACUUGUGAAUCUGUGUUGAUACAAAUACUUAAAAUUAGAUUCCUUGUCAAAAGGCAAUAAUGUGUCUAUGUACUGACAUUACAUGUUUUUACAUUUUACUGAUUGGCUUUUGGUGUUUGGAUAUUUGGGGGGGGGGGGGGGGGGUUCCCUUGGCAGUGGGAGACAGCAAAACAAUGCAUGCUAGCUGUGUGACAGUUCUCGAAAAUGUACAACUUAAAAAGGCUUUACCUAAGACGUAUUAAUAUAUUAUUCAAUGUUGCAUUUUGAAGUUGCAAUCAUAAUGUACAAAUACCAUUUUGUUACUCUUCAUUUAUUUCCUUUACACAUUUCUGUCUUUACACAUUUCUGUCUUGGUGAAAGGGAUGGCUUCUGUAGUCAGUAUGUUGAAAGCUGCGUCUUGUUCAGAAUCAAGCCCUCGUCCCUUAGGUACUUUCAUAGAUUUGGGCCGUAUCCACAAAGGCUCUUAUUCAUUGUGAUCUAAAAGGCCAAACUGAUCCUAGAUCAGCACUCCUACUCUGAGACGCUUUGUGAAUACGGUUGGAUAGAUGGAACCAAAAUGGCAGAUGAACUACUACCAUAUUGCUUAUACCUAUCCAAUGCUUUCAGAUACAUCAAGUGCCUAGGGGUAUGUACCAGACCAUUGUUACUCACCAUCAUCAAAGUGCAGAUGUCGUGGGUGUCUCCAGGCUCUCUCUAGCUUUAGCAGUGCAGUGAUAUUUAUUUCACCCUAUGGUUUGGUAUAAAGACUCAGAAAUACUGUCUGAAUGUAAAGGCCAUUGACUAGUAGAUUAAUAUUUUGAUUUUACAACCCUGUCCUGAAAUCUCAUAAUGUGAUAUUUUUUGGAAAUCUCUGGAGAGACUUGUGUGUAAGAAAGCACUAAUUUCUUUUUAUAUUUUGUAUUGUGUUUUGAAGUUUAAUAGUAUAAAAAGAUAUAGCAGUUGUGGUUGUUUAAAAAAAUAAUAUCUAGUUCUUUGAAGUAAAGAAAACACCUUUUUGUGAAUAAAACAUAAAUGUAUAUCCAGAAAUAUAGACAAUCAACAUAUUUACUAUCGAAUGUUCAAGAGAAACUCGCUUUUGUUUAAGAAUUGUACAUAGACACUGAAUUGUUUUUUUUCUUUGGGUUUUGUUAAACAUUUUGUAUUUUCUGUUCUUUAAUACCUGAUGUACAGAUCCAGAAAUAAAGCUCUGGAAAAGAUCUCAA